UUUUGAUUGCAGCACGUCGAUUUUUUAUGGUUCACAUUUUUCGUUUUAAUAACCAAAAUAUAUAUAAAAAAAAUUGUUUCAAAUCAAAAUGUUUUCACAAUCAUUGAAACGGGCGGUGCAAUCACUCAAUUUCGCGAGCAAGCGAACAGCAAUUCGUUCAGUUAGUACCGUUUCCGCAGAAUUCGUCAAUGUCAGCGUGUCAGGAAAAGUGAAAGACAUUCAACAAUAUGACGAAAAAUCAUUAACCAUUUACCUGAGUUCCGUUCGUUUUGGAAAAUAUAGUCAAACCCACAAAAUCCUGGUGCCGACAAAAUAUGAAAAUUUAUAUAAAAAGCUUAAAUCGAAUUUGACAUCGGAUCACAAUCUCUAUGUUGAUGGUGUACUGAAAACAAAACAAUUUGAGAAUGAUGAGAAUCAAGUAAGGAGUACAUCUGUAGUUAUUGCCACUGAUGUGCGCAUAUAUAAUGAAGCUAUCACGUCAGACAAUUCCACCAAUAAAUCCGAAGACGCAGCGAAGAGGUUUGAUGUGAAUUCAGUUGAAGCAUUCGGCGAAAUCGUCACGAGCAUUCAAGGCGACGAUCACAGGCGUUUCAUCUUGAAAAGUUCGCACAAAAAGAAUGAUAAAUCUACCAAUCAAAUUUUUAUUUACGACAGAGCUUUAUUUCCGGUAAUCGAAAAUAUGAAUUUCAAAAAAGAACAAAUUCUGUUGCGAGGCAGUGUUGAAUAUCGCAUUGAAAAAGACAUGAAUGGCAAACAUGUUCCAGGAUCUUAUAUUAAAGUUGAUCAAAUAUACAGAAUAUCCAUUGUAUGAAUAUAAUAAUACGCAUAAAUAAUGUUAGUUGAGAUUCAAA
Molecule: messenger RNA, 851 nt
Organism: Contarinia nasturtii (swede midge)
Lineage: Eukaryota; Metazoa; Arthropoda; Insecta; Diptera; Cecidomyiidae
Exons: 3
Coding region: 89-811 (240 amino acids)
Source: RefSeq, a predicted model, not a curated record